Oppiella nova is the source of this 375-nucleotide messenger RNA. The record is from the annotation of a GenBank genome assembly. NCBI's taxonomy places the organism in Eukaryota, Metazoa, Arthropoda, Arachnida, Sarcoptiformes, Oppiidae.
GAUAUUUUUAUCAAUUGUCUGACUUAUCUGUUCACUAAACAAAUGGCUAAACAUAUGAUAAAUAAACAAAACGUUUAUUUCUAUGAACUCACGUAUCAAAUGUCACUAUUUGUACAAAUGUUUGGUUUGGAUGAGGAAACUGUGGGUAUUAUUCACGGAGCGGAUAUACCCUUUGUGUUUGGUAUGCCUGUCCUUCAUCCAGAAUUUUCUACACCAGAAGACGUCGAUUUUAGUAGACUAGUCAUCAAAUUGUGGACUAAUUUCGCCAAAUAUGGCAAACCGGACGAACAAUGGCCUAAACUAUUGGGAGAUAAUAAUUUGAUUUCAGUGAGGGAUUUGAAUCCAGGUCAUAUGGAUCGGUUACGUGUAAAUUGA